Cooperia oncophora is the source of this 594-nucleotide messenger RNA. The record is from the annotation of a GenBank genome assembly. NCBI's taxonomy places the organism in Eukaryota, Metazoa, Nematoda, Chromadorea, Rhabditida, Trichostrongylidae.
AUGCCUCAGACGCUGAAGGUGUCAGAAGAGCGCAUACAUACUUGGGAAGUCUGCUACUGCAAUUUCAGUGAUGGAGCAUUGCAAGUUGCAAGAAAUCUUGGUUUGACUCAGCCUCUGGACGAGAAGGGUUCUGUUUCGUUGGUCUCAUCACCGCCAAAGAGACUACGUAAAGAAGAAAAACCACCUCCAUCACAAUUGACAUUAACUCCUAAGGGGCGAAUGAUGUCUGCGUGGAAUACGCUGCAGGAACAUAAGCACUCGGCCGUUUUCCUGCAUCCAGUGACGGAUAGGGAUGCGCCGGGCUAUAGCAAUAUUGUUUAUAGUCCUGUGGAUUUGACUACGUUAAAGCGAGAAAUCGAUAACGUUGCUGGGAUGGAUCCAGCUGUCUUUCAGAAGAAGGCGUUUUUGAUGUUCACAAAUGCGGCAAUGUUCAACAGUACCGGUCACGAUGUGAACGGUUACGCGAAGGAUAUGAGCAAAGCUACAUUAGGAGAAUGUACUAUGACGAUCGACCCAAGAAUGGACCCGUAUCGAGGGCAUAAUCGAAGGAGCAGGCAACAUGAUGACGGUAUUUAUUUCCCCUUACAUUUUUGA